Adineta steineri is the source of this 2031-nucleotide messenger RNA. Lineage: Eukaryota; Metazoa; Rotifera; Eurotatoria; Adinetida; Adinetidae. The record is from the annotation of a GenBank genome assembly.
AUGGAAAUGCAUCAAUCAGCAGCAUUAAAUCAUAUUCAUCAAGAUAUGUUUGAAUAUAAAACAAAACAAGAAGAUACAUCUUCAUCUAAUAUUGAUAUAUUUAAUCAAGAUUUAGAACAAGCAAAUGAGAGAGUAACAAAUGCUGAGCGAUUAGUUAAUAAAUUACGUGAAGAACUUGAACAAACACGAACAACAAAUAAUAAUUCUGAUGAAUUGAUUUCACAAGAAGAAACAAAACGGAAAUUACGUGAAAAACUUGAGCAUGAAUUAUUAUCUAAAGAACAUCAAAUAGCUACACUUGUUGUUGAAACACAAAAAUUACAAUCAGCAUUGAUUAAACUAAAAGAAACAUCAUUUACUCAGAUUUCUGAUCUUGAAAAUGUUGUAAGUGGAAAAGAAAAAUUAAUUACACAACUAGAAAGUAAAUUACAAAGUCAAGCCGAUUACGAUGAAAUCAAACGAGAAUUGACUGUAUUAAAAACAAUGGAAUUUCCAACAUCAACACGUUUAAAUGAAGAUCAAACAGAAAAUUUACCUAAAAAAGCUUUAGAAAUAUUAUUAUUAGAAAAAAAUCGACCAUUAAAAACUGAACAAAUACAAAUGAAAGUAUCACAAAUUGAUUCAGAAAGUAAUACUAAUCAUCAACAUUCAUGUCGUCAUUGUACUUCUCCAUGUUUACAUCAAACAAAUACUCCAUUUUUACCUGUACCAUCACUUCUUUCAUCAUCAUCAGCUUCUUCAUCGUCGAAUUCAUCUUCCUCUCCUUCGUCACCAUCUCAAAUUUAUUUAAAAAAUCAUUCACAAUCAACAACAACAACAACAGCAAUCUGUAAUGGUAAUGAUGAUUUAACACGAUCAUUAAAUGAUUCAUCAACAAAAUUUCUUCCACCACCGCCAUCUUCAUCAUCACUUUCAAUAAUAACAAGUGCAUCAAAAGAAAAUCUACAAUUAUGUAAUUCAACAAAUUCAAAAUAUCCAUCAAUUGCUUCAUCAUGUUCAACAAUGGUAACUCCAACUGCUUCACUUCUUUCAUCAGUUCAAACAACAACUACAACAACAUCAUUAACGCCGUCCAAUCUUUUUCCAGGUCAACAACUUUCAUCCGUCCAAUGUACAAAACUUCAUUGUCCACCAACAUCAUCCUGGAGCCCAUCAUUAUCUACAUCAUCAGGUGUAUCAAGUAUUGCAACAACAUCUACAGAUAAUCGAACAGUAAUUAAAUCGUCAAAACCAAAUUCACCUAAACCAUCACCAUCACCAACAAUUCUUGUGCCAUCAACAGCAUCCACAAAUAAUAAUAAUAAUAACAAUGCCAAUGCCAGUAUACUUGAACCACUUGAUACAACAUACGUUGCAAAUGUUGUACGAAAACUUCUUGCACAACAUAAUAUAGGUCAACGAAUAUUUGCUCGUUAUAUAUUAAGUUUAUCACAAGGUACAGUUAGUGAAUUAUUAUCUAAACCAAAAUGUUGGUCAAAAUUAACAGAAAAAGGAAAAGAAAGUUAUAGAAAAAUGUGGUGUUGGGCAAAUUCAGAAGAAAGUAUAUUAACAUUAAAAAGUAUUAGUCCACGCAAAGGUAUGAAUAAUCGUUCAAAAGACAAUCCAUAUCCAGCUGUAAGUACUAAACAUACCGAUCCAGCAACACAUCAAAAAAUUGUUCAAAUUUUGGCUGAUGCUCAAAAACAACAAAUUGCAGCUGCAGUUGCUGCUGCUGCAGCUAAUAUGGAUCAAAAACCUUCUCUAUCACCAUGCAGUUCGUUACCGAAUGAUCCAUCAAAUUCACUUGAAUCAAAAACGCCAUCUUCAUCUUCAUCAUCAUCAUCUACAGCAAAUUCUCCUUUAAAUGAAAAUAAAUCAUCAUCUGAUCAACAAUCAUUUUUAUUACCUAUUCUACCACCACCACUACCACAACUACCUCAAUCAUCAUCAUCAGCCACAGGAAAUACUCCAACAUCUUUGUCAAUGCUUUCUGCAUUUGUUCCAUCUUUAUUAAUGCGAACAGCAAAUGGAUUUAAUAUGGAUUCAUCAUCA